This is a messenger RNA of Erigeron canadensis, 1371 nucleotides long. RefSeq lists its product as uncharacterized. The transcript is spliced from 3 exons. Bases 1 to 1371 code for a protein of 456 amino acids. The record is from RefSeq and is a predicted model, not a curated record. NCBI's taxonomy places the organism in Eukaryota, Viridiplantae, Streptophyta, Magnoliopsida, Asterales, Asteraceae.
AUGAAGUUGGAGAUUCGGGCUUUUAAGCAACUUAGUUGUGAGGAUUUGGUUGAUGCUUGGAAGAGAUUGAAGGAGUUGAUGAGAAAUUGUCCGGGGCAUGGUAUUCGAUUGAAUGAGCACAUUCUUAUUUUCUUCCGGGGUUUAGAUAGCCGUACUCAAAGGGAAUUGGAUUGGGCUUGUGGAGGUAACAUUAACAAUGUCACUUACAAUGAAGCCUAUAAGAUUAUGGAAGAUAUGGUUCGUACUAGUGUAAUUCAAGAAGCGGGUAGGACUAAACCAGAUCUUGUGAAAACGGGAAGGAGAAGUGUGGCUCAAGUUGAUAGUGGUAAUGAAGUGGUGGCUGAAAUUUUGGCAUUGGCAAGUCACAUGGAUAAGCAAUUCGCAAGCAUGGAUGGUAGAUUUGGGUUGAUUGAGAAAGAUUUGAAGACGGCGGUUGCGGGUUGUGAUAUUUGUGGUGAUAGGCAUUACACGGAGGAUUGUGAUAAGGCACCACGGAACGAAGAAGUUGAUUAUGUUCAAAAUCAAUAUCAACCACCGUUUGCAAACCGAGGACUAUUUCAAAGGAAUGGAGCUUAUCAAAACCGGUACCAAGGUAAUUCUAAUUCUAACUUUAAUUCUAAUGGUGCAGGAAAUUAUAGGUCCACAUUGGGAGCUUCAUGGCAAGGAAGAAAUCAAGGAGGUCCUUCGGUUCAACCGGUAGAGGUUGUUGAUCCUAAUGCCGAGCUUAGGGAUCUUAUGAAGAAGUUCAUGGUUGAUCAAGACAAGAAGAAUGAAAACUACCGAACCGACAUCACCGCUUUGAAUGAUAAGUUGAAUCAAAAUAUCAAAAGUCAACAAGCAGCGAUCAAGGAUUUAGGAGUAAGACUUGAUAGAAUGGGUAAUUCUAAUCGUCAACAAGGUUCAUUGCCAAAUAAUACCCAACAAAAUCCUAAGCCUUCCGGUUCGAAUGAUGGAGAGAUUGUAAUGGAGCCGAACCAAGCCGUGAAAUCACCGGCCGUUCCAUCUACAUCUACUACUCCGGUUGCUACACCGGUAGCUAAACCAACGAUUGAUGAGCCUCAAGUCAAGCCAUACAAGCCGAAGAUUCCUUUCCCUCAAAGAUUGAGGAAGGAGAAGCUCAAGGAGCAAUACCGGAUGCCGAAUUAUGCUAAGUUCAUCAAGGAUCUUGUAACGGAUAAGAGGAAGCUAGAGGAAGCUAAAGCUACUUUCCUCAAUGCGGAGUGUUCGGCGAUUGUGCAAAACCAAAUUCCUCCCAAGCUUGAAGAUCCAGAUAGUUUUCUCAUUACUUGUUCUCUAGAUGAUAAGCUUAAUUGUGAUGCUUUGGCCGACAUUGGUGCAAGCAUUAAUCAAGCUACUAUUGAUAACAAAUAA